AUGCUUAGAGUUGCCUGCGAGGGAACCCCCUUUGAGGUCGGCUACCAGCAUGGCCGUGCUGCCAAAGAUGUCAUUGCCAACACUCUCGAGUUCUCGCUCGGCCUCAUCCGUGGACGCACAAAGAAGCAGGAAGAGGAAUUGCAGAGAGUAGCCACUAAUCUGGCACAGGUCAUCGAGCAAAGAUGGCCGAAGUACUUUGAAGAAAUACGCGGUAUUGCACAGGGUGCUGGAAGAGAGGUUUUAGAGAUCAUUAUAUUGAAUAUCCGCACUGAGCUUGCAUAUGGCCUUGUACACCUAGACGGAUGCACCAGUGCCUUCUGUAAAACAUCUGAAGGCUCUGCGCUGCAGGGCCAGAAUUGGGAUUUCUUCAGCGCAUCUAAGAACAAUCUUAUCCAGCUUACUAUCAGACAACCAGAUCUUCCUGUCAUAAAAAUGGUCACAGAAGCAGGCAUAAUCGGGAAAGUUGGCUUUAACAGUGCUGGUGUUGCUGUCAAUUACAACGCACUUCAUGUCCCAGGCCUACGUCCAACAGGGCUACCAUCACAUCUUGCUCUACGCAUGGCGUUGGAAAGCUCAUCUCCCACCGAAGCGUACGACAGGAUUAUUUCCCAAGGUGGGAUGGCUACUGGCGCCUAUAUCAUGGUCGGAAACGCAGAUGAAGCCUUUGGAAUUGAGUACUCGCAUGCAGAUAUAGCUCAACAAGUACCCGAUGCUCAUGGUAGGCUUGUUCAUACCAAUCAUUGCCUUCUUUCCCACGACAACAACGCACUGGAGGUAAACCCAUUACCGGACUCAUUUACUCGAUACGAGAGGAUGAUGCAGCUUAUGAGCCAGAAAGAAAGCCUAUCUAAAGAACAAUUCUCUCGUCUUUGGGAAGAUGAGGACAACUAUCCCGUUGGUAUUUGCCGCGGGUAUCUGGAGGGGAAGAGCCGGGGAGAGACUCUUUUCAACAUAGUUUAUGACCAUUCCUGCAGGGAGGCAACGGUGCGGGUUGGCCGACCGACCGAGCCUAAAGAAACAUUCGUCCUUCGGUUUGAAAGAGAUGAAAUGACCACUAAGCCCUAG
Messenger RNA from Trichophyton benhamiae CBS 112371, 1065 nucleotides. RefSeq lists its product as uncharacterized. Lineage: Eukaryota; Fungi; Ascomycota; Eurotiomycetes; Onygenales; Arthrodermataceae. The coding region runs from base 1 to 1065 and encodes 354 amino acids. The record is from RefSeq and is a predicted model, not a curated record. The transcript has 4 exons.